Molecule: messenger RNA, 1467 nt
Organism: Aphanomyces astaci
Lineage: Eukaryota; Oomycota; Saprolegniomycetes; Saprolegniales; Verrucalvaceae
Exons: 2
Coding region: 1-1467 (488 amino acids)
Biological process (GO): DNA integration; DNA recombination
Molecular function (GO): DNA binding
Source: RefSeq, a predicted model, not a curated record
AUGAGCCUACUCGACGAGUUCCCCCACCUACAGACUGUAGUCGACUCCAAGCUACUCCGAGUGCGCAAGAUACUACAAAACGUUUGCGCCAAGAAAGGCGGCGGGGUGGUAGUGAACCAGGCAGCUGCGUGCAUCAAGGAUUACAUCAAUCAAAUGCUUAUGUAUAUCUAUAAGAGCGCGACCUCAUGCAGCGACUAUCAAGACGCAUCCCUGUUAGCCUUGUUGUGGUAUCUGCUUGGAUGGGCAUCCGACUUGGCAAUAGUGCGAAAGAACAACGUGUCCAUUGAUGCUGGCGGUGUGUUUUUCCUACGCUUCGUACGAGUUAAGAUGAGCGAGGAACAGGGACUGUCCAUAUUCCCGGAUAAUGACUUCCUUAAGUGUCUGUUGCUGGCGAAGGCGUUGGCAACCAUUUGUCAAGGCGGGCCAUAUGCAAACGACAUCGACAAAUUAUUAACUCAGUCUUCAUCCUCAGCUUCGAGCCUUAGCCCAACAACUGCAUUGAUCGAGGUACUACGUAAUCAUGGCGUUAUUGAGUUCGACAAGGAAGAGUCAACGACCAAGAGCACACCUACUAUUCACAGCCACGUCAAUCGAAUUCUUGGACGUAUCGGUGAACCCUUCGGUGUUGAGCAGAAGCUGUCGUCACAUUUCUUUCGUCUCGGGGGGGCACAGCGUGCCAAUGGCUCGGAGCACUUGACGGCAAGGUGGAUCUUCGAUCGUCGGGCGUGGAAUAUUUCGGCCACCAACAAGGGCUUCAACUACAUAUUCAACACGCCAAGCGAAGAUCAAAAGGUCGCCAAGCACCUGAGCGGUUGGACGACAUCCGAAGCUGUCCCUCUUAUUUUCCUGGAUAUUUUCGACGCCCAAAGUCGGGAUCGUAUUCGUGACAUCCAAACCCACCUUUUCGCGGCGUGUUAUGGCCUCGAUGGACCUACACUCAACCUCAACCGACGUGUGGUGGACACACUCACGGCCUACCUGUUUCGCCACUACCUCCGUUUGAAGGAGCUCAAUGCGCAUGGGCCUGCUGUACUUCGCCUGGAAGCGUGCACGCGGCUUGCGGGUUGCUGCGAAAUAGACCUGCUGGCGUGGUCAUCGCACUUGACGACAGCACCAACGAACCAACAAUCGCCCGAGAGGCUGCAACAACACCCAACAUCAACGUCUGAGACCGCCGAACAAGGCCUCAUUCGUCACCAGGCAGCCCUCAUCGAAAGCUUUAUUGAGGUGGGGUGGCGCCAAGAAGAACGGCUCCAAGCUCUGGAUGCAAAGUUGGAAGGUCGCGGCGACUACAAGAAACGAGAAUCCGUGAGCCUCAAAACCACUGACACGAUCCCCGCUACGAAGAAACACCAUCAGGCUCUGCGACUCCCGCAGCAGCACCAUUCAUUUGACAUGAAUUGCAUGACUGGCCCGCAUCCGCGCGACGAGGAAACCAGCUCUGAGAUAGCAAGUUCACCCAGUUAA